UCUCUGCUCUAUCAGCAGCGCCUGAAUCCUCAACUCGCUCAAUGAACUUUCGACCGAAUCUCACAACAUCAACCAGUAAAACAUGGUGACACAUAUCAGCCAGAAGGAAUGGCUCUUUCUGUGAAAAAAAAGCAUUCCUAUGGUCAUUUACAACAGUCACAUCCGAAGAUGUGCAUCCAAGAUCUCUAUAGCAAAAACAUGGCUGCACCACCGGUCUCCUGGCCCAUUCCCAUGAAGGCUAUCGGAGCUCAGAAUCUGCUCACCAUGCCUGGAGGAGUCAACGCAUCUGGAUAUCUGCACAAGAAAGGAGGCAGCCAGUUCAGCCUGAUGAAAUGGCCUCUCCGCUUCAUCAUCAUCCACAAAGGCUGCGUCUACUAUUUCAAGAGCAGCACAUCUGCCACACCACAAGGAACUUUUUCACUCAAUGGAUACAACAGAGUCUUACGAGCAGCAGAAGAAACAACAUCAAGCAACGUUUUCCCUUUUAAGAUCGUCCACUUCAGUAAGAGGCACAGAACAUGGUAUUUCUCAGCUGCGAGUGAAGACGAGAGAAAGAUAUGGAUGCUGCACUUAAGAAGAGAAAUCAACUAUUAUAAUGAUAAAAAAGAUAUGCCGCUUCCAAGUGAUGAUUUGGAUGCGGAGUCGUUAUAUGGACAGCUGGAGGAAACGGUGGAAAUCAGUCCUGUUGAAGAUGAUCCUAAAGAAGAUUACAUGUUACAAGAUGAAGACAGUGAAGAGGAGGACGGAUCACCGACAUCAGCAGGUCGACCCACGGUCCCGCCUCCACCGUAUCCACCACCGCCGGUUCCGUUUCAGUCGUCAAAAGAAACCCGUUCGAAAGGACCUCCGCCUCCUCUACCACCUCCAUUCAAGAAACCGUCCUACCACAUCAAAGAUACUCCUCCUCCACCUCUACCGUAUGCCCCGCAUCUGGAGAAAACAGACUCAAACAGACGCCCUGUCAGCCCCAUGCCCCCUUUACCUGCUCCUGUCAGCCUCAAACCUCCGCUGGGCCCGUUCUCCACAAUGCCUGCCUGCGAAAAGAAGCCCAGCGUCACUUUUAUUCACUCACCAGCCACUUUACCCAUUGUGGAGAACCUGCAGAAGGUAAUGCUGAACUCUGCAAGUAAAACAAGCAUUUCGGGUCAUCAUUUGGAAGUGAAGCCUUCACCUGGACAAAGGCCGCUUUCACCUCAUUUGUCCAUAAAUCAUAGCAGACUGGGACAGAUAAACAAGCCCCCGGUGCCAAACAAACCCAAACCCGGAAGACCCUCAUUCCAAAGAGCAUCACCGGAUGGACAAAGUUUUCGUUCUUCUAUUGAAGAGAAGCAUGUAAAACGAGUGCCAGAGAGAAUUGAUGAAAGCUCAGACGAAGAGGAUUAUGAAAAUGUACAAUUGCCUCCCUCUGUCUUUGUGAACACGAUGGAAACCUGUAAUGUGGAAAGACUUUUUAGAGAAACAUACAAUCAGCCACAGAAUGGACUGUACUGCAUCCGAAAAUCAUUAACGGGGAAAACGUCACAGGUACUUGUUGUUUGGGACUCUGGUAUAAACAAAGCCAGAAAUUACAGGCUUUUUGAGGAGGAGCAGCGAGUGUAUCUGGAGACGGACGUAACAUUCACCUCUUUAGCUGCUCUGGUUGAACAUUACCACAGUCACCCACUGCCCAGCAGCAACAACUCCAUGCCCAAUUACUCGCUCUGCUUACAUUUACCAUUCGGCUACACUCCGCCCAGGUGACCCCGGCCUCGGUCCCACACUAAAACACCUGCUGCUCCUUCUGGACAAAACAUCUGCAUCCCAUCAGGACACACAAGCACUGUGAAGAAGAUUAUCAUCAUCAUUGCCAGCGGACUGCUCUACAAUCACAGCUUUGCAAAUGUGGGUACACUGUUUGAGGUCUAGAGUUUUCAACAGUACUCAGCUGAUUAAAAGACUGAUUUCCGAAGGAUCAUGUGAUGCUGCAGACUGGAGCGAUUAUGAUGCUGAAAAAUCUGCUUUGACAACUCAGGAAUAAAUUUCAUUUUAAUAUAAUAGAUUCAAGCAGAAUUGCAAUCAUGUUACAUAAUAUUUUUAAUUCUGUAUUUUAAAUGUUUUAAAUAUUUAUAAUUUUGAAGAAAUUCAUCCUUUGUGAGCAUAAAAGAUUUUUUAUAUAUACAGUUGAAUGCAAAAUUUUAGGUUUGCAUGUUCUCCCUGUGUUCGCGUGGGUUUCCUCCAGGUGCUCCGGUUUCCCCCAUAGUCCAAAGACACGAGGUAUAGGUGAAUUGGGUCAACAAAAUUGGCUGCAGUGUAUGAGUGCGUGUGUGAAUGUGAGAGUAUAUAGGUGUUUCCCAGUACUGGGUUGCAGCUGAAAGGGCAUCUGCUGCGUAAAACAUAUGCUGGAAUAGUUGGUGGUUCACUCCACUGUGGUGGCCCCUGAUAAAUAAGGAAGUUAGCUGAAGGAAAAAUAAUUCGUGAAUGAUGACAGUACAUAAUAUUUUUUUAACUUUACUUUGCAAGAUACUCGUGUAACCCACCAGUCCUACUGCACCCAACCCGGUCCGAGGUUUGCACGGGGGUCGGUUGCUCUUACAAGGAGGCUAAAGACCAUGUUCUCUAGCGUCUGUCACUAGAGCACCUUUUGAGGCCAGAGGAGUGAGGUUUACCUGCAUAGCACUUCACUAGCUGGCCUUUGCUACACUCACCCAUGUAAACCUCACUCCCAUCCCGGACGAGCCCCCACAUGCAACCCACCGGUCCUACUGCACCCAAACAGGUCUGAGCUGGGAUCGAGUCAGGGACUCUUUGCAUGGGAGUCAGUUGCUCUAAUAAGGAGGCUAAAGACUAUGGCCUCUAGCGUCUUCGCUAGCUGGCCUCUACUACAUUAGCAUCUCAAAGGGCAAUUUAAAGGCUUAACUAGUUUAGUUAGCUUGGUUAACUAAGCAUGUUAGGUUACUUAUUUCUCAGUGACAGAUCCCAACAGAAGUCAGUGGCAGAAAAUAAUGUGAAAUUUGUUAAUUGUAUUAGAAGCAUAGUUACUCUAAUGGUAUCUAUCAAAUGCAUACUAUUGUGUAAUAAAUACACUGUAAAAGAGAUUUGUUGACUUUUUUUAAAAAAGUGAGUAAAAUUGGCAUUGUUAUAAAAAUUAAGUCAACUUGACAGUUCCAAGUUACAAUGGGUUCACUUGCAUUGUUUUUAAGUGAAGUCAACUUGUUACUUUUUAGGAAAUUGGUUUACUCGUGUGAAGUAACUAAUCACUUUUUACAGUGUAAGAAUCAGUAUCUAAUGAAUAUUACUAGUAUACUGUAAAGAAUGCAGGGUUUCGCAUGAUUCUUUCAUGUUGUCCAAACUCAAAUCGAUUAAAUUAACUAAUAAUUGUUAAUUUUUUUUUACAAUUUUAAAUGGAUUGAACAUAAAGCUAUUAAGUUAUCCCCAAAAAAACUCAAAAAUUGUGAUGUUUUAGCUCAUUCCAAAUAACUAGUUUGAACAAGCAGCAAAAAUUAUUUUUCAGUGUUGAUGAAAAGGAUACUAGCUAAAAUAACUUCUUGUAGAUUGAAAUAGACUUUAAUACAUUUUAUAGAUUAAAUGGCUUGCCAUGGUUGAAUUUCUUUAAAGUGCAUCAAACUUAAUAUACAAAGAUUUGUUCCCACUAUCCUGUGAUUAUUCCAUCUUUAAAGGCGUGUUAACCUGGACUGAGUGAACUUUACAACAUACAUGCAUGUCAUAUUUCAAUCUAAAAUUAAAUGGAAAGGCGGCACCUAAUGGCUCAUUGGAUAGAACUGUCACCUCAGAGCAAGAAGGUUGCUGGUUCGAGUCCCGGCUGGGCCAGUUGGCAUUUCUGUGUGGAGUUUGCAUGUUUUCCCAGUGUUCAUGUGGGUUUCCUUCAGGUGCUCCGGUUUUCCCCAUAGUUCAAAGACAUGCGUUAUAGGUGAAAUUGGAUAAACUAAUAGUGUAUGAGUGAGUGUGAAUAUGAGUGUAUGGGUGUUUCUCAGUACUGGGUUGCGGCUGGAAGGGUGUCUGCUGCGUAAAACAUAUGCUAGAAUAGUUAAUGGUUCAUUCCAUGGUGGCAAACCCCUGAUAAUCAUGGACUAAAACAAAUGAAUGAAUGAACAAAAUGGAAAAACAUUUACACUUAUUCGAGGACCAUUAAGUUACUGAAUUUUAUGGUGUGUCACUGUAAUUUUAUAUCAUUUAAAAUAAGAAAUGCUGUUAAAUUAGUGUAGAGCUGCAUUUAUUCAUAUUAAUGGUAAUAAAAUAGCAAAGACAUUGUUGAAGAAUUAUGAUAGAAAAAAGUAUAUUUUGAUGCAAAAUUAUAAUUUGAAGCUAGUUAUAAUUGUACUGAAAAUAUAUUUUUUUUUAUGCAAAACCUAAUUUCAUGUUAAGAUUCACAGGGAAGUAUGAAAGCUUAUUAAAUGUAGAAACAAUAAAUAUUUAUAGCGAUGUCAGUGGAGUCAUGAUAUCGAAGUCAUGUUUGUUAUCAGGUGCUGCACAUGAUCCAGAAUGACGGCUCUAAAUAACCCACAGAAACCACAGACUCUGAUGACGUCCGACUGUAAAAAUAGCUUUCUACUGUAUAAUGCAAAAUGAAAAAGAAUGAAUGUCAUUGCAGUAUUUCAGUCAUAUGUGUUACAUGUUGUAUAAAUCGUGUAUCAUAUUGUACAUUAUAUAAGCCAUUUAAUAACUGAAUGUAAUGAUGUUUGUACUUUUGACACUGUACACUGUUGUGAGCUGAAGUAUGCACAUUGUAAACAUGAAAAUUAUUUUUAGCACUU
Messenger RNA from Danio aesculapii, 4751 nucleotides. It is a transcript of the gene sh3bp2, whose product is annotated as SH3-domain binding protein 2. NCBI's taxonomy places the organism in Eukaryota, Metazoa, Chordata, Actinopteri, Cypriniformes, Danionidae. Gene Ontology annotation, molecular function: SH3 domain binding. The transcript has 13 exons. The coding region runs from base 109 to 1740 and encodes 543 amino acids. Gene Ontology annotation, biological process: signal transduction. The record is from RefSeq and is a predicted model, not a curated record.